AUGGCUGACCCGUUAUCGAUCACGUCAGGCCUCAUCGCCAUUCUCCAGCUGACGAAGACCGUCGUGAAAUAUCUUAGGGACGUCAGCGACGCAACUAGCCAGAAAAAUGUCUUGCUCCUUGAAUUGAGUAGUACUAAAGGAAUCCUAGAGACGCUGAACGACCUGAGCAAAAGUGCCGGAGAUGAUAAGUCCUUGCUUUCGUCUUUUAGACUAUUGCAAGAGCCUCUGAGGAAUUAUGAAGCUCUACUCACGCGUCUGGACGCUGCACUGGCACCAGCGCAUGGGCUCAAAAAAGUAGGGAAGGCUUUCAAAUGGCCAUUCGAUAAAGCUGGUGUGCAGGAUAUCUUGGCCUCCAUUGAGAGGUACAAAGCUUUGUUUGGUCUCGCUCUCCAAGCUGACAAUAUAGCUUUGUCUAAAGCGGUGAAACAUGAAUUGGGGGAAUUGAGAAACCGGCAGAAGGACGACGAGAUGCGGGAGAUCAUCCAAUGGCUUUCACCGCUGAACUUUGCGACAAGACAUCAGGACAUCUUUUCGAAGCAUCAAGAAGGCACCGGGCAAUGGUUCCUGGACGACGACAAGUUCGUGCAAUGGAAAACUGGAAACUCGAGAUUGAUCUGGUGUCCUGGCGUCCCCGGCGCAGGCAAAACCGUUCUCUCUUCCAUUGUCGUGGAUUAUCUGAUGAAUUCCUUCGAAGAUGACGACAUAGCUGUAGUAGGAAUCUACUGCGAUUUCAAGGAGUUCAAUCAACAAUCGACCUCCAAAUACCUUGCCAGCCUUUUACAACAAAUGAUCAUUCAACAUGGCUCCAUCCCAGACCAGAUCAAGGACACCUAUGUUGCACACAGCAAAAAGAAGACUACUCCAGCGUUCCCAGAGUACCUGGAUCUAUUGAAAGGACAGAUGCAGGGAUUUACACGAGUUUAUAUCGUCAUCGACGCUUUGGAUGAAUGUACGGAAGCCAACGGCGUUCGAGAAGAGCUCUUAGAGGGAAUAUUGCAAAUGCCCACCUUCACAAGUAUUAUGAUCACAUCCCGGUAUAUACCAGUGGUCGAAGAUUCUCUUCAGGCUGCCCUUCGGCUAGAUAUCAGCGCUCGUGACGAUGAUAUCCAUCUCCACGUCCGAAGCCGACUAGCAAGGGAGAAAACUUGGGCGCGUAGAAUCAGGCUAGAUUCUGUGUUACAGACGAAGAUAGCGAAGAGUAUCGUUGAAAGAGCCAGUGGAAUGUUUCUGCUCGCUCAGCUCCACAUAAGUUCCAUUGUCAGGAAGCAUAGCAAGAAAGAUGUCGAAAACGCUCUGAGAGAAUUGCCUGAAGGGUUGUCGACCACUUAUGAUCAGAUCCUACAGCGCAUAGAUGAUCAAGGUGAAGAAGACGCGGUGCUGGCGCGAGAGGUCUUGUCAUGGCUGACCUUCGCACUACGGCCGCUUAAAGUCACAGUUUUACAGCAAGCAUUGGCCAUCAAGCCUCAAGGCCAAAGCUUUGACGAAGACGCCUUGAUUCAUGACGAGACGAUUCUAGCAGUGUGUGCAGGUAUUGUAGUCAUUGACGAAGAAAGCAGCGUCAUCCACUUCGUUCAUUAUACAACGCAAGAAUAUUUCAUUAAAACCCGCAGAUCAGCGUUUCCUACGAGUCCUCUAAAUAUUCUCACUACUUGCUUGACCUUCCUCCUCUUUGAUCAGUCUACGAAGGAAGACAUGAUGGAUUUGUACAUCUACGUUGCCGAUAAUUGGGGUCAUCACGUUCGUGAAAGUCCCGAAACCCCUCAAGUGGUCGACAAAAUCAUCGCUUUUCUUACAGAUGAGGCUAGGGUCAAACAGGGCUCAUACCCUUUUCACUCUAUGAAAAACCUGCACCUAGCUGCGAGAUUCGAUCUUGCUAUGACGAUGGGUCGAUUGCUCGAACUCGACUCCGCAGAUAUCAAUAUUCAGGAUGAAAACGGCAGGACCCCUCUGUAUUAUGCAGCUGGCGCAGACAAAGGCUUUGUCGUCAAUUUGCUCCUCACGAGAUCCGAUGUCCAGAUUGACCUGGCAAGCUAUUACGAUGGCCCACCACUGCAUCAUGCCAUCGAAGCAAAACAGGAAGAUAUAGCUAGGGUGCUCCUAGAGCGUGGAGUUAAUCCAGAAUCUAAGGACACGCAGGGACUACGCCCUAUUCACAAAGCUAUUAUGUUUGAUCCGCCUGCCACAGUCAAGAUUUUGCUGGACAGAAAGAUUGACGUGACAGCAAUGACAAAUACUGGGCAUACGCCAUUGGAGAUGGCUAUGCCACGCGACAGCCUACAGAAAGAAAAGGCUGCGAAAAGCCUAUGGCGUGAUCCAGAAGUGACGGCGUCGACCCGUGAAUACACGCCGUGCCUAGAACUUCUGCUGAAUUCUUUGACCGAGUCAGAGAUCAACCGUGGAGAUAUGUUGUUCGAAGCAACAAAAGACGGGAGACCUGACAUAGCUCUAAUCCUUCUCAACAAGGGCGCACAGCCUUCAUUGAAAAGCAAGGUGUACAAUCAGAGGAUUCCACUGCAUUGGGCUGCUGAGAAGAACUUCUACCAGAUUUCCGAGCUCUUGAUCCAGCAUGGAAGCGACGUGGACAGCCAAGACAAACGGGGUUUCACGCCAAUGCACUAUGCUGCAUCUGCCGGACACGAAGAGAUCGUCAAGCUGCUUCUGCCACAAAUGACCAGCCUGGACAUCAAAGCUAACCACGGAAUUACGCCCCACCAAUGCGCCCAAAUGCAAGGACAUCAGAGAAUCACAAAUAUGCUCCUAGAGGCUGGCGCCAGCGACACACUCAUCCCAGAGUCCGUGUUGUCAGACACAUACAGCAUCAGGCGCCGGCACAAGGACAACCUUGCCACCCGGCUCUCUGGCAAGAAUGCCACAUCCGAUGCAUCUGCCGGAGAAUACAAGAAGUAUGCGGAGCGGCUCAUCCUCGCAUCAGCCCAAGGCGAUAUGGAAGGCGUCCUCCUCUGCCUCAAUAAAGGCGUCAGCGUGGCCGAGCGUGAUCAUGUGCAUCACAAGACAGCCCUGCACUGGGCCUGCGAGAACGACCACGUCGAUAUCGCACAGGUGCUCCUUGAAAAGGGCAGUAGCCUUGCAAGCCAGGACCAAUAUGGUGAGACGCCCUUACAUUAUGCAGCCGAUAGUGGGUGCACUGAGAUUGUAGAUAUCUUGCUGCAACGUGGCUCCGAUAUGAGUGUGAAGGAUGAUAGGGAGAGAACUGCGCUGAGGUGUGCGAGGGAUGGGUAUCAUGUUGAUACCGUGAAGGUGAUGGUUAGGGGGUGGGAUGGACAGAGGGAAGAGACGGAAGAAAUGGAUAAGCAGGGGAAAAGCCUGGCGCACUGGGCUGCUGAGAUUGGGGAUCAAGAGCUUUGGGAGAAGCUGAAGGGAUUGCAGUUGAGUGAUGAUGCGAUGGCGGAGGAUGAGCGUGGGUGGAAGCCUGAGCAGUAUGCACUCAGGAGUGGUGUUUUAGACGGUGUUUAG
Bacidia gigantensis is the source of this 3474-nucleotide messenger RNA. RefSeq lists its product as uncharacterized. The record is from RefSeq and is a predicted model, not a curated record. Lineage: Eukaryota; Fungi; Ascomycota; Lecanoromycetes; Lecanorales; Ramalinaceae. The transcript is spliced from 2 exons. Bases 1 to 3474 code for a protein of 1157 amino acids. Gene Ontology annotation, molecular function: protein binding.